ACCGGGUGGCCUUAACAACCCGUCUUCCCAGAUAUCCGUGACGAUCAACCACAAAACCAACGUGAUGGGCAAGGCGAUGGCCGCGCAUGGCGAGGUGCCGGUGCUCACCAUCAUGGCCACCGAGCCCUUGAUGCCAACCACUCACCGAGACAACUAUUUUAUUGUUGUCAACGUUGCAUGUAACGCUUCCUUCAUCCCGAUCAGUCGCUCCGUCACCGAGGUGCCCAACCAGAGUGGCGGCACACAGGCGCCUGUGGUCGACGGGACCGCCCCGACCCCUACCGACAACGGCGCCCCAGUCGGCAUCAUCGUCGGCGUGCUGGUCGCUCUCCUGGUGAUCGUCGCAAUCGCCAUCAUCGUGUCCGUCAUCCGCAAGAGGCGCACGAUGGAGGUGAACCAGCACACGCCGCUGCAGGAGCAGCAGCAGGCCCAUUAGGCCCGGAGGGUUGCACAAGCGCGGAGGGAGAGCCUGUGGAAGGGACUCUGCGGGGCUUCUGCCUCGUCAUAAUGUGCCAUAGUGUUUGUGUAAUGUGAAUUUCAUAGAGUGUAUGUGUUAUGAUAUAUAUAUAUAUAUAUAUAUAUAUAUAUAUAUAU
Messenger RNA from Penaeus indicus, 594 nucleotides. RefSeq lists its product as uncharacterized. The record is from RefSeq and is a predicted model, not a curated record. The coding region runs from base 65 to 436 and encodes 123 amino acids. NCBI's taxonomy places the organism in Eukaryota, Metazoa, Arthropoda, Malacostraca, Decapoda, Penaeidae. The transcript is spliced from 3 exons.